Molecule: messenger RNA, 1771 nt
Organism: Notodromas monacha
Lineage: Eukaryota; Metazoa; Arthropoda; Ostracoda; Podocopida; Cyprididae
Source: the annotation of a GenBank genome assembly
UUUUUUAUUAGUCCCUCUGAAUAGUUGUUACGAUGGGUGCGGGUAGCGAGUGUCGGACUCUUACCAUGACGGGUCACGUGGGAUUUGACUCGCUUCCUGAUCAGCUUGUGAAUAAAUCUGUUCAGAAUGGAUUCGCCUUUAACAUCUUGUGCGUGGGUGAAACCGGAAUCGGCAAAUCAACUUUGAUGGACACUCUUUUCAAUACAACCUUCGAUUCCAAGCCGUCUUCCCACAAUCUUCCCAAGGUUCGAUUGGAGGCGCAGACUUAUGAACUUCAGGAGAGCAACGUUCGAUUGAAGCUGACUAUUGUUGAUACUGUUGGAUAUGGUGAUCAAGUGAACAAGGAAGACAGCUUCCAAUCCAUCGUGCAGUAUAUUGAGCAGCAGUUCGAAGCGUAUUUGCAGGAAGAGCUCAAGAUCAAACGCAGCUUGAACGUAUACCACGACACCAGAGUUCAUUGUUGUUUGUACUUCAUCUGCCCGACUGGUCAUGGGUUGAAAGCGAUCGAUCUUGUGUGCAUGAAGCAACUGGAAUCCAAAGUUAACAUCAUACCGAUUAUUGCGAAAGCUGACAACAUCUCUAAGGCAGAAUUGUCGAAGUUCAAGCAGCGAAUAAUGUCGGAGUUGAAAGCAAAUGGUGUCCGUAUUUAUCAGUUCCCGACUACCGAUGAAACUUGCGCAGAAACAAACUCAACGAUGAACUCAAUCCUGCCGUUCGCCGUUGUGGGCAGUAAUGAAUUCGUUAAAGUUGGUAACAAAAACGUCCGCGGCCGUCAGUACCCUUGGGGUGUUGUGCAAGUGGAAAACGAGUCUCAUUGCGACUUCAUGAAGUUGAAAGAAAUGCUAAUUCAAACUAAUAUGGAAGAUCUUCGUGAGAAAACUCAUACAGUUCACUUCGAAGUUUAUCGGAAGCUGCGACUCGAACAGAUGGGUUUCUUGGAUGUCGAUGCGAACAAUAAGCCUAUAAGCUACCAGGAAACGUUUGAACAGAAGCGUUCGCUGCAUCAAGCGGAAUUGACUCGGCGAGAGGUUGAAGUUCGGGAAGCGUUUGUUGCUCGCGUGAAAGUGAAGGAGCAGGAGUUGAAAGAAGUCGAAAUGGAACUUCACAUGAAGUUCGAAAGCCUAAAAAAAUUGCAUGCGGAGGAGCGACGACGUGUUGAGGAUGGGAAAAAGAAGUUGGAAGAGGACCGAUCAGAAUUUCUACGCCUGAAAACUUUGUACACGCAAAUUUUGAAUGAUAAGCAGAUGUCGCACCAUUCAUCUUCUUCAGGGCUCCAUACUCUGACGUUAGGCAAAAGCAAGAAAAAGUAGAUACGUGUGGGAAAUUUUCCCAGAAGCUUAUAUUUACUUUGCAUGAGAACUUCAGAAACAAGCUCUUCCUUAUUUAAUUCGCUCGAUACGACGUUUUAUGUUUACGAAGACAUUUUUUCGCAUAAUGCGCUAGCAUUCCUUAACUUGGGAUUCAAGAUCGCUAUUUUUGAAGGCCAAAGAACUCCAUUCUUUCAUCUUUGUUGUUUGCAUACGGAAUGCGUUUCAUUUUAAAAUGUUGAUGUAAUUCAUAUGUUUUAACAACAUCAUUGAGGAUCUGCUGCGAUCCUAAAAUGUUGUACUGUAUCAUCGUUUGACGAUUUUUGAAAAUCACUUGUAUAUUGUAUUCAUGACGGUUGCGCUGAAAUAUUUCGCUUAGCGUUAAUUUGUAGGUGCAAGUUGGCGAGAUCUAACGAGCCUUGACAUCGUGCAUAUUUUGGUGUGAAUAUACGGAUUCACUUUGA